CUUAACUGUCAACUGGUGUGUUAAAAAAUUAAUUUUUACUUUUAAAUGCUGAAAUUGUUGUAAGUUAACCUCGAGAGGAUAGUAUUUUGAUUUGCUAUUUUAAUAAAUCGAAAUGGAAAAAACAGCACAAGAAUUAGUUGAACAAGAUUUGGUUGAAGAAGGGCAGUUUGUUGUAGAUGAUGUGAGCAAGAUAAUUAAGGAUGCUAUUGAAUCGGUAAUUGGAGGUAAUGGAUAUCAACAAAAUAAAGUAAAUGGAUGGACUACUGCAGUAGUGGAGGCAUGCACAUCAGAGUUGACAAAAUUAAUGAAACCCUACAAAUAUAUUGUAACUUGUACAAUAAUGCAAAAAAAUGGGGCUGGAUUGCACACUGCCAGUUCAUGUUAUUGGGAUAACACAACAGAUGGAAGUUGUACUGUACGCUGGGAAAAUAAAUCAAUGUUUUGUAUUGUGUCUGUCUACGGCUUAGCUAUUUAAAUUACAUUCAAUGCCUGGAUAGAUUUGCCUUAAUAUUAGUAUUAAUUUAUAUACCUAACUAUGAUAAAAAUGUACUUAUAAGUUUAUUAAUUUAGUAAAUGUAACUUUUAAAGUG
Brassicogethes aeneus is the source of this 590-nucleotide messenger RNA. Lineage: Eukaryota; Metazoa; Arthropoda; Insecta; Coleoptera; Nitidulidae. The record is from the annotation of a GenBank genome assembly.